UGACUGAAAUAUUCAAGUGAUAACUGUAAAUGAGAUGGCCUACUGAGAGUAUAACACAAUUGUGAUUUUAGAACCUCCACUCGCGCAUCUGUCAUUAUGAUUUCCUCACCUCGACAAUCGUUUGAUCAUUGAUGUUUCAUCGAGCCUCGAACGAUUAUUAUUAUUUUAGCACUUUGGCUGAAACAAUGGUUUUAUCUCCCCAGUCAGGUUCAUGGACUUUUUUUCAGGUUGAGUGCCUGAGAAGAGAGUGAGGGCGGCGCACCUAGAGCAGAGGAGAGGGCAGAACGACCGACUGCGUUCAUACCCUGAGACCUUUUCUGCCCUGACUGAGCGCUCGAGAGUACACUCACCGACCGAACCUCUUCCUCACAACACCUCUGCAGAUGUAAUGAGCCUGUGAUACUCACGCGUCACUCAAACUCUUCUUUCAAGUCCUGAUCUAGUUGAUUGUCUCUAGCGUAGAAGUAAGAUAAAAGUCUCAAAAUGGAAUUCAUCGCUGACUAUUAUAACCGCUUCUACAACUUUUGCGUCUGGACGAAUAAAAUUUCAGAUGAAAGAACUCGCGGGUGGCUCCUGGUGGACACCCCUUGGCCUACCAUUCUCUACACGGCCGUCUACCUUGCCAUCGUGUGGACCGGCCCGAAGUUGAUGAGGGACCGCAAACCCUUCGCUCUCACGUGGGCGCUCAUCCCUUAUAAUUUUGCCAUGGCAGCCCUCAACGCCUUCAUCGCUUACGAGUUGUUAAUAGCUUCAACCCGACUUAGUUAUAGCUACGUGUGCCAGCCAGUAGGAAGGACCGCUAGUCCCGACGAGAUGAGAAUAACGAAGGCUGUGUGGUGGUACUACUUUUCAAAACUGAUCGAGUUUUGCGACACAUUCUUCUUCAUUUUGAGAAAGAAAAACAACCAGCUUACAUUCCUGCACGUGUACCACCACUCGACCAUGUUUUCACUCUGGUGGAUUGGAGUCAAGUGGGUUCCUAGUGGAUCAACGUUCCUGCCAGCAAUGGUGAACAGUUGCAUCCACGUGGUGAUGUACACGUACUACGCUUUGGCAGCCAUGGGUCCAAAGAUAGCCAAAUUCCUCUGGUGGAAAAAGUACCUGACCAUCAUGCAGCUGAUCCAGUUCACGACCGCACUCAUCAUGGGCAUCAACGGCAUCAGGACUGGCUGCGACUUCCCUUUAUGGAUGCAGUACGCGCUUGUCAUCUACAUGAUGUCUUUCAUCGUCCUGUUCGGCAACUUUUACAUCAAGGCCUACAUUGACAGGCACUUGGCGCAGGGAAAAAAGAAUGCCAGGAACGGCAACGGCUGUGCGGUCAAGCCGUCCAACGGAGUGGCCAACGGUCUGCACCACAGCGUUGCGACCAAGAAGAGGCUCUGAAUCGCUUCCUCGCAGCCGGCAGUGUGUUGCAUUUUUACAGAAGCGCAAAUUUCAACAAUAAUUCUCACGCAAUGUGAAUAUGUCUGCGCCAACCAGUUUUGCGGCAGGCGGACAGUCAAUUCUCAUAUAUAUGAAGUUAGUUAUAAUUGCCAAGUUCUUCUGUAAAUUGAAUACAGUGAUGUUUUUGUUCCCAAGUUAAUAAAUUAUCCAGUAAUUUUAAAAACCUAAA
Cloeon dipterum is the source of this 1612-nucleotide messenger RNA. Its product is annotated as very long chain fatty acid elongase 4-like. NCBI's taxonomy places the organism in Eukaryota, Metazoa, Arthropoda, Insecta, Ephemeroptera, Baetidae. Gene Ontology annotation, molecular function: fatty acid elongase activity. The transcript has 8 exons. Bases 484 to 1383 code for a protein of 299 amino acids. Gene Ontology annotation, cellular component: endoplasmic reticulum membrane. The record is from RefSeq and is a predicted model, not a curated record. Gene Ontology annotation, biological process: very long-chain fatty acid biosynthetic process; fatty acid elongation, monounsaturated fatty acid; sphingolipid biosynthetic process.